AUGCACGAUGCUGUAGUAGUGGAGCUUGCGCAAACGGACUUCGACUAUGUCUUGGCGGAACACUUCAACGACAAGGAACAAUUCAUUUUGUAUGCCAACGAACAGGACUUCGACUUGGACACAUGCCUGGAGAUUUGCGACGGCAUUGAGCUCUUAAACCAGGACAUUAUUGAAUGUCAGGUUGAGGAACGAAGUGAUAUUGCAUUGGCAGAGAGCGAUUUCAAGGAGAUGCUGCAGAUGGAGGAGAACGGCCGGAUCGAUAUGGAUAGCGCCGUUAAUGAUCUUUCCUAA
Messenger RNA from Torulaspora globosa, 291 nucleotides. RefSeq lists its product as uncharacterized. NCBI's taxonomy places the organism in Eukaryota, Fungi, Ascomycota, Saccharomycetes, Saccharomycetales, Saccharomycetaceae. The record is from RefSeq and is a predicted model, not a curated record. The transcript has a single exon. The coding region runs from base 1 to 291 and encodes 96 amino acids.